This is a messenger RNA of Cavia porcellus (domestic guinea pig), 815 nucleotides long. Its product is annotated as prolactin-like. Lineage: Eukaryota; Metazoa; Chordata; Mammalia; Rodentia; Caviidae. Gene Ontology annotation, molecular function: hormone activity; prolactin receptor binding. The transcript has 5 exons. The coding region runs from base 1 to 777 and encodes 258 amino acids. Gene Ontology annotation, cellular component: extracellular region. The record is from RefSeq and is a predicted model, not a curated record. Gene Ontology annotation, biological process: mammary gland development; positive regulation of cell population proliferation; positive regulation of receptor signaling pathway via JAK-STAT.
AUGUCUGUGAAUGCUUCAAAGGUUCAGAACCAUCACCUGAACUUGGACCAGGGACAGACAGACCUACUCCACUCAAACAUGCUUCCUUUCCUGAUCACCACCAUGAAUGCCAAGGCGAUAGGGUCAUUUUUAAUGCUGCUGCUGAUGUCGAGCCUGCUACUGUGGAAAAAUGUGACCUCCCAGUCUAAUUAUAACAAAAGCACUGACUACCACAUACCCAUGCCGACACUUCUUAAUCAUGCAAACAUUCUGUCAAACAACAUUUACAUCCUCUCUUCAGAACUGUACAAGGAAUUUAUAACCCUGUAUUCCAUGGACCGAGACUUGUAUUUCAAGUAUAUGAAAAGUUGUCCCACAGCUUCCAUCACCACCCCCCUUAACAAGAGGCAGACCCUGAAGAUGAAGGAGCAGGACCUGAUCCACCUGGUGAUCCACUUGAUGCUCUCCUGGGAAGAUCCUAUGAGCCACCUAAAGGCCCAAGCAGUUCGCUUGCCAAAGAUUUCUCUGAAUUUCAUGCAGAAAGCUGAGUUGAUCCAGCAAAAAAUACAGCAACUUCUAGAAUGGCUGAAGAUGAUCGCCAGGCAGGUUGACUUUCAAUUCAAAGACUAUGGGGAACGUGCUCUCUGGACUGAACUCCCGUUUCUGCUGUCAACUGAUGAAAAGGUUUUCAGGAUAACUUUUUACAACUUGUGCUGCUGCCUGCGCAGGGAUACUUUUAAGGUUGACACUUUCCUAAGGGUCUUAAAUUACCGAAUCACCCAAUACAGGCAAUCCUGAACUGCUAGUCAUUCCUAGUGUUCUGAGAUGCCUCUUAA